AUGUGGUCAGUUAUUUUGCUUUCGCUGAUUGCAGCUGUCGCGGCCUUGCAGUCCCUUCCACCGGUUCAAUGGGCCAGUUUGGGUUCUGGACACGAUGGCUUCGACAUUGCGACAAUAGACCGAAAUAUCUACAUCACGAACAGCUUCGCGUCGGAUAGAGACGAAAAUGGCCUGACACUUAUUCCACCAUCGGCGAAUGAAUUUGCAAAUACCUUUCGCCAGGACUUGGAGGAAAUAACGGGCGAGUCAUGGAAUCUUCACCCGGUUGAGGAGCUACCCGAAGGCCAGACAGGCAUUUUCCUUGACAGACUCGAUUGCUCGCAAGGCGCGCUGACGUAUGAGAAUGGCGAUCCCACGGAAGAGGGCUACAAGCUUCAGGUACAGUCUGGACGCGUCUUGAUCCGUGGCUCAGGCGCUCGAGGAAUGUGGUGGGGAACACGAACGUUGCUGCAACAGUUGUUGAUAGCUCACACCCACCCAAUCCCAUCGGGUGAGGUGGUUGACGCGCCCUCGUAUCCAACGCGAGGAUUCUUACUAGACGCCGGAAGGAAAUGGUACUCACCAUCAUACCUCAAGGACCUCUGCACGUAUGCGUCGUUUUUCAAGCUGUCGGAAUUUCAAUACCAUACUAGCGACAACUACCCCUUGAGUCGUGGCCACAAUGAGACCUGGCAAGAUGUUUACGCGCAGUUCUCCUUGCGACCGGAGAGCCCUGAGCUGCAGGGUCUCGUGCAGAGACCCAAUGAGACCCUGUCGCGGGCAGAUUUUGAGGAUCUUCAGCAGCACUGUGCGCAACGAGGCGUGACUGUCGUCCCAGAAAUCGAAGCGCCUGGCCACAGUUUAUUCAUUACGAAAUGGAAGCCAGAAUUGGCCUUGGACAGCAAAGACCUGUUGAAUUUGUCCCAUCCGGAGACUAUUCCCCUGGUGAAGUCCAUCUGGACGGAGUUUCUGCCAUGGUUCCAAUCAAAGGAGGUCCAUAUCGGUGCUGAUGAGUACGAUUCCACACUCGCAGACGACUACAUUGACUUUGUCAACGAGAUGGCGGAGUUCAUGGACGAAACGGCCGACAAGACGGUCCGGAUCUGGGGUACAUACGAACCAUCCGACACCCGCAACAUCUCAAAGGAUGUCAUUAUUCAACAUUGGCAGUACGGCCAAUCCGACCCGGUCGAUUUGGCCGAACAGGGCUACGAGAUUAUUAACUCAGAGGAUUGGUGGGCUUACAUGUCGUUGAAAAACGACCACAUGCCGAUAUUCCCAGCCCCGUAUCCAGAUUUCUUUAAUAACUCCAGGGUACUCAACUUUGCGGAGAGAGACGGAUGGCAGUGGACACCAGCUCUCUUCAACCCCGUGAACGUCACCGAGCAGCCUGACCCGAAGCCCGUCAAGGGUGCCAUCCUGGCCGCAUGGAAUGACAAUGGGCCGGAUGCGACGACACAGUUGGAGUCUUACUAUGCGAUCCGCAAUGGCAUUCCCGUUGUCGCAGCGAGGGCGUGGGCUGGAAACCGCGGACCCCGUAUCAAUGUAUCCACUUUGUCAGACUCGAUGGAGCUCUUAACCUCGCGGGCCGUGGCUCAGAACCUAGACAGACAGGUUCCCCGCCAGAAUAAGGAUGCCCAUGAACUGCUAAGUUGGACCAGAUCCUUGGAGAAUGUAAACAGCGACAGAAUCCAUCUAGGAUAUGGCAGCAAAGGGAUGAACUACGAGUUGACUCUCAAUGUUUCUGGUCCAUUCACCCUGUCGUCAAACGACUCGAACCUGGUAUUGUCGCCAGAUGGCGACCUGACCUUUGUCUCGGACGGCUGGGAAUACCCCUUGCGCUCCAUAGAGGAAACAGAUGGGUUCGACGAGAGCUAUCCAGGUCGGAUUUGGACGAACGAGACCUCCUCAACCCACGAGCCAGUGACCGUUCCAUUGCAGAGCCACAUCACCAUCCGGACCGACAUGAUCGGUGGCAGUCGGGUCUGGGUCAACGAGGGAUUCGUCGGACGCUUUGAGGUGCUGGUAUUUGGUGGCAAAAACCGGCUAUUAUCAUGGAGUCAGAUGGCGUUCGUGGCACCACUGGAGUGGAUCGAAGGGGGUAUCCAGCGCUUGACAUCAUUCACAAACACCCGCCAUGCAGACCCUUCCACUCCUCCUAGGCAUCCUAGCCGCAACACAAGGCCUAGCCCUAGCAAAGCCUACUCCAAAAUGGGGCCCCAAGAAUUCAAGAACCUCGUCACAUUCGGCGACAGUUACACAGACGACACGCGAGCAUCGUACUUCUACGCGCACAACGCAUCCGCACCACCAGUAGGAUGGACACAGCCCGUGGCCAACUCCUCUGCCUCCGGCGGCUACAACUGGGGCCACUACGUAGCGACCGCGACAAACGCAACGCGACACAACUACGCCGUCAGCGGCGGCGCAUGCUCGAACAAAAUCACCCCACGGACAAUGUCCGGCCUGAACAUCUCCUACCCAUCCGUUCUGGAGUAUGAGAUCCCGGCCUUCCUGGCAGACAGCCAGUAUGUCGACGCGCAGGGGAACCAAUUCCUCGACAUCCCGGCCGACGACACCGUUUACGCCAUCUGGAUCGGGACGAACGAUCUCGGCAAUUAUGCCUUUCUGACUGAUUCGCAGGUCCGGGGGAAGGUCAUCCCGGAUUACGUAGAGUGUGUGUAUGAGGCACUGGAUCGCAUCUAUGAGAGCGGCGCGCGGUACUUUGUGUUGAUGAACCUGGCCCCGUUGCAGUUGACGCCGCAGUAUGCUUUGCGGAGCAAUGGGGGUGUUGAGAGCGUCUCGUGGUGGCCCGACAAGCCUGCGAACCAGACUUUGAUUAGCUACCGCAUGUGGGAGCAGGUGGUCAAUGUUAAUGACGUGUUUCGGUAUAGGACGCCGUUUGAGGUCUUGGUUGCGGAUCGGUAUCCUGGAGCUGGGGUUGCCGUUAUGGAUAUGUAUGGUUUGUUAUCUGAUAUCUACUAUAACCCGGAUACCUGGUUCGGGGACGUGGGUGCCAAUGUGACUGGGUUCGUGAAGCAUUGUAAUGCCGGGGGCGAGGAUUGUGUUCGGUUGCCGGAUGAGGAGAACUUCAUGUGGUUUGACGAAUUGCAUCCGUCUCAGACGACGGACCGGUUUAUUGCGGAGGAGUUUGUGAAGGUAGUUAAUGGUUAG
Molecule: messenger RNA, 3153 nt
Organism: Aspergillus bombycis
Lineage: Eukaryota; Fungi; Ascomycota; Eurotiomycetes; Eurotiales; Aspergillaceae
Exons: 5
Coding region: 1-3153 (1050 amino acids)
Biological process (GO): carbohydrate metabolic process
Molecular function (GO): beta-N-acetylhexosaminidase activity; hydrolase activity, acting on ester bonds
Source: RefSeq, a predicted model, not a curated record